CUUACCUUUUCGGUCUUUAUAUAUACGAAACGUAACUCAAUUUGUAACUACGCGUUUUCUCUGCAUAGUCCCUAGAGCCAUCCAUCUCUUCUCACAACACCUAAGCUCUUGUUAUACUUUCUUUCGAUCACCGACAAAUAUGCCAGUCGACGAAACAUCACCGGCCGGAAAAACCGUUUGCGUAACCGGAGCCGGUGGAUACAUCGCUUCUUGGAUAGUUAAGUCACUUCUUGAGAGAGGCUACACAGUCAAAGGAACCGUACGGAAUCCAGAUGAUCCAAAGAACACACAUUUGAGAGAACUAGAAGGAGCAAAGGAGAGGUUGGUUCUGUGCAAAGCAGAUCUUCAAGACUACGAGGCUCUUAAGGCGGCGGUUGAUGGUUGCGAUGGCGUCUUUCAUACGGCUUCUCCGGUCACUGACGAUCCCGAGCAAAUGGUUGAGCCGGCUGUGAACGGAGCCAAGUUCGUAAUUAAUGCUGCGGCUGAAGCUAAGGUUAAGCGUGUGGUCAUCACUUCCUCUAUUGGUGCCGUCUACAUGGACCCUAACCGUGACCCUGACGCAGUCGUUGACGAAAGUUGUUGGAGUGAUCUUGACUUCUGCAAAAACACCAAGAACUGGUAUUGUUACGGUAAAAUGGUGGCAGAACAAGCGGCGUGGGAGACAGCAAAAGAGAAAGGUGUUGACUUGGUGGUGUUGAAUCCGGUGCUUGUUCUUGGACCACCGUUACAGCCGACGAUCAACGCCAGUCUCUACCACGUCCUCAAAUAUCUAACCGGCUCGGCUAAGACUUACGCUAACUUGACUCAGGCUUAUGUGGAUGUUCGCGAUGUCGCGCUGGCUCAUGUUCUGGUCUAUGAGGCACCUUCAGCCUCCGGGCGUUAUCUCCUUGCCGAGAGCGCGUUUCACCGCGGUGAAGUUGUUGAGAUUCUUGCUAAGCUAUUCCCGGAGUAUCCACUUCCCACCAA
Messenger RNA from Camelina sativa (false flax), 966 nucleotides. The record is from RefSeq and is a predicted model, not a curated record. Lineage: Eukaryota; Viridiplantae; Streptophyta; Magnoliopsida; Brassicales; Brassicaceae.